AUGAUCAGAACCCUUCGCCACACCGCCGUGCGUGCCUCCCUCGCCCCUCGCGUCGCUCCUCUGCUCGCUAGCGUGACCAGAGCGUUCCACGAGUCUCCCAACAAGCACAACACCACCUUGGGCAACGUCAACUACCCAUCGCCCGUGGCAUUGAAGCACGACGCUGCCAGCCUCGAGAAGACCUCCACCGAGUACUUGAAGAACUUCACCAAUGGCGAGCUCUUGUCGUACUUUGUCAUUGGAUUGGCCACCCUCAACAAGCCCAUCUUGAACCUCUGCAUCAAGAUGUUCCCCUACGUGCCCAUGCCCAUCAUCAGGGCAUUGGUCUACAAGAUCUACUGCGGAGGCGAGACGGUGGAAGAGCUUCCCGUCACCGCAAAAAGAUUGACCGAGAGAGGCAUCAACAACAUGAUGCUCUCGUUGACCAUCGAAGCCUGCAACGGUAACGACAACGUCGAUCCCGACUUCAUUGUGGCCGAAACCAAGCGCUCCAUCAAGGACAUGUUGAUCCCCCACACCUUGAACACCAUCAAGGAGUCUGGCAAGGACAUCAACAGCAUUCCCCCUGGUUACGUGGCCUUGAAGCCCACUGGCUUCGUCAAGGACGCUGCUGCCGUGUUGAAGAACUACCAAACCGAAGAGUACGCUGCCAAGUUCGACGCUUUGGUCGCCAAGGCCGAGGAGGUCUGUGGCACCAUCUACGAAGCCAACAAGAACUUGGCCCUCGAGCACCCCGAAAGAACCGCCCCCUUCGUGGUCGCUGUCAUUGACGCCGAAAAGCACGAGUUGCAGGAAGGUGUCUACGAAUUGCAGAGAAGAUUGUACGCCAAGUUCAACAAGCCAAACAUGCCUGUGUCCAUUGUCGGCACCUUGCAAAUGUACUUGAGUCAAUCCUCGGAAUUGUUGGCAUUGGAAGAAAAGUUGGCUAGAGAAAACAACUAUAGAUUGGGUAUUAAAUUGGUUAGAGGAGCAUACAUCCACUCCGAAAAGAACAGACAGGAAAUCAUCCACUCCACCAAGGAGAACACCGAUGAGAACUACAACCAAGGCAUGACUUACUGCAUUGACUCCAUUUUGUCCGACUCCGGUAACGGCAACUUGAUUGGCCACUUGGUUGUUGCUUCCCACAACGAUGUCUCCUUGACCUUGGCCACCCAUGCGUUGGCCAACGAAGCCUACCAAGGAAACAAGAACAGAAACAACAUCGUUUUGGGUCAAUUGUUGGGUAUGGCCGACAACAUCACCCACAACUUGAUCAAGAACUACAAGGUCGACAACAUCAUCAAGUACGUCGCCUGGGGUCCACCAUUGGAAACCAAGGAGUACUUGUUGAGAAGAUUGGAAGAAAACGGUGAUGCUGUCAAGAACGACAAUGGAUGGCCAUUGGUCAAGGCUGUUACUCAAGUCUUGAGUAAGAGAUUGAUUGGUGCUUAA
Messenger RNA from Suhomyces tanzawaensis NRRL Y-17324, 1434 nucleotides. It is a transcript of the gene PUT1, whose product is annotated as proline dehydrogenase. Gene Ontology annotation, molecular function: proline dehydrogenase activity; FAD binding. The transcript has a single exon. Gene Ontology annotation, cellular component: mitochondrion. Bases 1 to 1434 code for a protein of 477 amino acids. NCBI's taxonomy places the organism in Eukaryota, Fungi, Ascomycota, Pichiomycetes, Serinales, Debaryomycetaceae. The record is from RefSeq and is a predicted model, not a curated record.